UCCUCCGGGGGUGGGGCUUCCGGCGGCGGUGGGUCCGAGGGGCGGGGCCUGCGGACGAUGCCGGGCCUGGGCGCCGGGACCUAGGGAGUCUGCGCAUAGUCGCCGCCAGGCCCUGAGGAGCGGACGCUAUGGCCGGUCCCGCAUGGAUUUCGAAGGUAUCUCGGCUGCUGGGGGCCUUCCGCAACCCAAAACAGGUGACCCGAGGUUUUGCUGGUGGUGUACAGACAGUGACCUUAAUCCCCGGAGAUGGUAUUGGACCAGAGAUCUCAGCUUCUGUUAUGAAGAUUUUUGAUGCUGCCAAAGCACCCAUUCAGUGGGAGGAGAGGGUUGUCACUGCCAUUAAGGGACCUGGUGGAAAGUGGAUGAUUCCUCCCGAAGCCAAAGAAUCCAUGGACAAAAACAAGAUGGGACUGAAAGGCCCCUUAAAGACACCAAUAGCGGCUGGACAUCCUUCCAUGAAUCUGCUGCUUCGUAAAACUUUUGACCUUUAUGCAAAUGUGCGUCCGUGUGUCUCCAUUGAAGGUUACAAAACCCCUUACACGGAUGUCAAUAUUGUCACGAUUCGAGAGAAUACUGAAGGUGAAUACAGCGGCAUUGAGCAUGUGAUCGUCGAUGGUGUCGUACAGAGUAUCAAACUCAUCACAGAAGAAGCGAGCAAGCGCAUCGCCGAAUUUGCCUUUGAGUAUGCCAGAAACAAUCACCGGAGCAACGUGACGGCUGUGCACAAAGCAAACAUCAUGCGAAUGUCAGAUGGGCUUUUUCUUCAAAAGUGCAGGGAAGUUGCAGAAAACUGUAAAGAUAUUAAAUUUAAUGAGAUGUACCUUGAUACAGUAUGUUUGAAUAUGGUUCAAGAUCCAUCCCAGUUUGAUGUUCUUGUGAUGCCAAACUUGUAUGGGGACAUCCUUAGUGAUUUAUGUGCUGGCCUGAUAGGGGGUCUUGGUGUCACACCGAGUGGAAACAUUGGCGCUAAUGGGAUUGCAAUCUUUGAAUCGGUUCACGGAACAGCCCCAGACAUUGCUGGGAAGGACAUGGCCAAUCCCACUGCCCUGCUUCUGAGUGCCGUGAUGAUGCUCCGGCACAUGGGGAUGCAUGACCACGCGGCCAAGAUUGAGACCGCCUGCUUUGCAACAAUUAAAGAUGGAAAGAGCUUGACAAAAGAUUUGGGAGGAAAUGCCAAGUGCUCAGACUUCACGGAUGAGAUCUGCCGCCGAGUAAAAGACCUAGAUUAAAAGAAGGCUUCUCCCAUAGGCACUUUGCAGCAGUCGCUCCUAAUGGACACAGUAGAAAAACCUAUUGUAGACUAUCUACCGUCCAUAUAUGUUGGGGUUGCAUAUUUCUGGACAGAGCAAACAUUUUAAAUUGAGCCUUUUCUUAAUACAUUCUGUGCCCAGGGACGCAAGUGACCCUCUGGUGCCUGCUUCCAGUGGACGUUUUUCGAAUGCAUUGUUUUAUUUAUUAAAUGUCUCUCUCUGGUGAAAAUGUUUUAUAUAUUGUAAGGAUGGAUUCCUGUCCUGUCAUUUUCCAUUGUUAACCAUUUUACACUUCAGUUAGAACAGUUUUUUUCUUCAGCCGAAAGACUUGCUGUAAAUAUGGAGAUAUUGAAUUAACAGGAGAAACAGCUAACUUUUUAAAGAAAACCCCUAUUUUCCUUGGAGUAUGUAAAGUAUAAUGGAACUAAAACAGGAUAUUAACAUAGCACAAGAUGACAUUCUUAUAAAAAUAAACGGGUAUAAGAGAAAAUUCCUGGGAGAGUCACAUCAAAGAGGGUACAGUUGAUACAUUUUAAAGUUGGAUAGUGGGCUAAGAAAUAGAGAUUUGCUCUCCAAAAGAUUUAUUGUAUGCAUGAAUAAAGAUUACAAACCCGAGAUAGAUUUAAUCAGAGAUGUAUUUUUUUGUCUAUAAAAAUUAGAUAAUCAAUUGAGGAGGGAUCGCAUUCUAAUCCCAACACGUUAUGUGUGGAGUUAUUUUUGUUAAGACAGUUGAAUAUUUCUUUGCUUAUGGGAGUGCUUUCAGUGACAAAAAGGGAUGACAAUUGCCUGAAUCAAGUGUUUCUUGUACAUUUUGAGUGAGUAAAGCUUUCUGCAAAGUCAUACCAAAUGCCCUGAACUUUUGCUGUAUUGAACGUGUUGUGUGUUCCGUGUCUGUGACUGUCCCAGCUGGAGGAGCUCAUGCCCUGGUGUCACCCAAGAGGCAAUGGUCAGCUUUCAGGCUGCAUGUAGAAGCCCAAGAUGAAGAAGCCUCACUCCUCUGCAUAUUUGAGCGCCUGCUCAUCCUUCUACAGGGAACACCAGGUCGUUUCAGUCUCUGAACACAUAACACAAAGAACCUUGCUGCCCUGGAGUGGCCACAGGCAGGGUUGUCACACACUGGCAAAGCCUUCCCUCCUGUCCCUGAUACUAUUAAAGGUGGUCAUUGAGCUUCCCAAGGUCUGAGGGCUUAGAUUGAUUGGGGGGGGUGGGGAGAGUGAUUUUCAAUCGUCCGACCUUAAGUCCCCUUGUUAGAUGAAUCCUCCUUGCUUCAUUUUGCUCUGGUCUUGUGGGUUAGUGUAGAUUGGAGCCUGUAGUUGGCCGGUUUCUCUCACAGCUCCGUGACCUGUGGGAGUAAGAUGGCCGCUAUUUCCUAUCAUGCCCCCAGUCAAAGGAAUUGUGUCAAAGUCUCUCCUCAGCCCCACUGUGAAGGGAAGGGGCUCCCUUAGACUUACGACCAGGGCUUCCACUUGCUCAAGAUGUACUUCCUUUUAUUUAUCCUGCUGCUUCUGCGUUUUUGUUGGAUUGUGCUAGCUAUGACAGUACCCAUUGGGUUCAAACAGUGAAGUAAUAAAGUUUUUUAAACUUA
Molecule: messenger RNA, 2835 nt
Organism: Dromiciops gliroides (monito del monte)
Lineage: Eukaryota; Metazoa; Chordata; Mammalia; Microbiotheria; Microbiotheriidae
Gene: IDH3A
Product: isocitrate dehydrogenase (NAD(+)) 3 catalytic subunit alpha
Exons: 11
Coding region: 129-1229 (366 amino acids)
Biological process (GO): isocitrate metabolic process; tricarboxylic acid cycle
Cellular component (GO): mitochondrion
Molecular function (GO): isocitrate dehydrogenase (NAD+) activity; NAD binding; magnesium ion binding
Source: RefSeq, a predicted model, not a curated record